CAGCGCGGCGUUCCUGAGAUCAACUGUCACGACCUGUUACGACCGGCUUGUUAUUUCCGUUUUGCGCUAACAAGGCUGUGUAUAUUUCAAACAGCAUCUUCCACAUAAACACCGUUUCCUGCAAAGUUGUCAACUGCGCGACCCAGUGCACGCGCUCACCUGCCUAAAAGGUAUGUCUCUAUUUGAUACCAACAACAACAUUCCAUCUGACAUCACCAUGGACUCCCAGAUAACUCUCGUUGACAGCGAUCCUGAUUCCGAACUCGCUCCUCCAGAUCCGGCAUUCGGCGCAACGACGAUUCUGGACUUUGACAACAAUGUGAGGAGAUCGACGAAUGCCACGUUGCGGGGACAAAGUCACAUACGAUACUCUGUUGGAACCGUCAGGACUGGUCUGGCGGGGAUGAGCCGCAAGACCGUUUUCAGCCAGGGAGAGAGGAUACUGGCAACGGUGCAGCGCAGGAAUAUCAUCCCGGAUGUGUUGACGCUGGACGGCUUAACUAUGAGGCUUGGUUGCUGGCUCAAGACGCCUAUAUUCUCAUCGUUUCCUGCGUCGUUCCGCGAGGGGAGAGAGACGUACCGCUGGAAGAAAGGGCGGGACGGGAGAAUCGACUUGCACAAAGGAAGCGGUGCUAACACUAGUACGAUCGCUCGUUUCUAUCCCUCCGAUUUCGUUGUCACGCGCGAUCGGAGAAGGAUAAAGUAUCGUGCUCAUCUGGACUUACGAGCUGAAGCUGAUCUCAUACGCGAAAAGGUGUUCAUAUCGUGUGUGCUGAUUGUGCAGAAGACGAAGAGGAGGGCGAAGGCGAAGGAGCAGGAGCUGGACUUGGUGUCACCUAAUGGUGACCUUGGACUGAUUGUUUUCUAUGCGAUUGCUCCGGUUCUUGGGUUUUGACUAGACGAAACCUGUUUGAAGCGCUACCAUGUUCAUAUGCAAAACUUCUGCGGCGGUCCAACUCCAGUCUUAAAUUAGAUGUAACCUACUAAGUUAACUACACGGACUCUUGCAAGAGAUCAGAUGAAUUAACCGACAAAUAUAUAGAGAAGUCGCGGCAAUCAAUCACUUUUCCUGCU
Suillus discolor is the source of this 1074-nucleotide messenger RNA. RefSeq lists its product as uncharacterized. The transcript is spliced from 3 exons. The record is from RefSeq and is a predicted model, not a curated record. Lineage: Eukaryota; Fungi; Basidiomycota; Agaricomycetes; Boletales; Suillaceae. Bases 173 to 895 code for a protein of 240 amino acids.